Molecule: messenger RNA, 2569 nt
Organism: Sycon ciliatum
Lineage: Eukaryota; Metazoa; Porifera; Calcarea; Leucosolenida; Sycettidae
Product: probable serine/threonine-protein kinase kinX
Exons: 3
Coding region: 1-1401 (466 amino acids)
Source: RefSeq, a predicted model, not a curated record
AUGGCUUCAAAGAAGACACCCCGUGUCACAAAGACUGGGGUGUCCAUGCCUCGUGUAGUCGACGAGACAACCCAGCCUCUACAGACAAUCCAGCCAUUUCCGAUCGUCCAGCCUAACCAGAUCGUUCAGCCUGCUCAGAUCAAUCAGCCUACCCAGACUGCACAGUUUAUGCAGCCUGAGCAGAUCGUCCAGCCCGAGCAGAUCGUCCAGCCUGAGCAGAUCGUCCAGCCUGAGCAGAUCGACCAGCCUGAGCAGAUCGUCCAGCCUGAGCAGAUCGUCCAGCCUGAGCAAAUCGUCCAGCCUGAGCAGAUCAUCCAGCCUGAGCAGAUCGUCCAGCCUGAGCAGAUCGUCCAGCCUGAGCAGAUCGUCCAGCCUGAGCAGAUCGUCCAGCCUGAGCAGAUCGUUCAGCCUGAGCAGAUCGUCCAGCCUGAGCAGAUCGUCCAGCCUGAGCAGAUCGUCCAGCCUGAGCAGAUCGUCCAGCCUGAGCAGAUCGUCCAGCCUGAGCAGACCGUCCAGCCUCUACAGACAAUCCAGCCUACCGAGACUGCUCAAGCAACCCAGACACUUCAGACACUUCAGGAUCCGCUACCGUUGCGGCCGGCGCAUCAACAAGUACAGCUGCAUGAACCCGUCAAUCUUCCUCUACCAGCUCAGCUUGAGCAACCAUUGCAGGUUCGGCAACCAAUCAGGUUUGAGCAAGCAGUCGGGUUUGAGCAAGCAGUCGGGUCUAAGCAAGCAGUCGGGUUUGAGCAACCAGUCGGGUUUCAGCAACCAGUCGGAUUUCAACAACCAGUCGAUUUUCAGCAACCAGUCGGGUUUCAGCAAGCGGUCGGGUUUGAGCAACCAGUCGGGUUGGAGCAAGCAGUCGGGUUAGAGCAAGCAGUCGGGUUUGAGCAAGCAGUCGGGUUUGAGCAAGCAGUCGGGUUUGAGCAAGCAGUCGGGUUUCAGCAACCAGUCGGAUUUCAGCCACCAGUCGGGUUUCAGCAACCAGUCGGGUUUCAGCAACCAGUCGGAUUUCAGCAACCAGUCGAUUUCAGCAACCAGUCGGGUUUCAGCAAGCGGUCGGGUUUGAGCAAGCAGUCGGGUUGGAGCAAGCAGUCGGGUUGGAGCAAGCAGUCGGGUUUGAGCAAGCAGUCGGGUUUGAGCAAGCAGUCGGGUUUCAGCAACCAGUCGGAUUUCAGCCACCAGUCGGGUUUCAGCAACCAGUCGCGUUUCAGCAACCAGUCGCGUUUCAGCAACCAGUCGGGUUUCAGCAACCAGUCGGGUUUCAGCAACCAGUCGGGUUUCAGCAACCAGUCGGGUUUCAGCAACCAGUCGGGUUUCAGCAACCAGUUGGGCUUCAGCAACCUGUCCAGACACAAAAUCCAGUUCUACCUGUCUCGACGCACCAGCCUGUCGUAAGAGUCUCAUCUGGUAGUAGUGACAUGGCCCAGCCUGAUCUGCUUGAUCAGCAACCUUUGAGCAGUGCUCCACAAAUGCCUUAUCUACGGUCGGCGCGCAAGGGGAGUCCAUCGGGACCAUCAUUCGAAAGCUCAGUCUCGUAAUCGAAUCCCAUUCAUCCGUUGCGUGAUCUCUCGCCAGAGCGUCUUCCAAGUUCUCCGAAUCUUGGACGCAGUGCUGUUCGUUUCGGUAGACCAGCAAUAGUGGAACCACCGGUAACUGAACCAAUGGACACCAGUGCUGCCUCCAUGACGUCGAGACAUCCAAUCGCAUAUCAUUUAGUACCAAACCCAAGCAGAAUAUAAUACGAGUGUAAAUGGCUUGUUAACGAUGAUAACGAUAUUGUGUGUGCCAAGCACUUCCGGACUGAACAGCACUUAUCGGGUCACAUCAUGAACGAGCACCUGAAGGGAUUUCAUCUGCCUGGAAUCACUUGCCGCUGGAAAGAAUGUACUCACUGGUCCAAUAUCCAAGCCCUGUCCUAUCCACGCAUGCUUUCAAGUCCGUCCUACUUUUGCAGACCUCUGGAAUCACAUGCACACCCACUCUGAAGAGGAACUGUCCUUUUAUAAGUGUAAUAAGGCUGGUUGUUCAGCACUCUUUUCCAAAACGUCUGGCCUUGAACACCAUAGGAGGAUUUUUGGUCAUGGCUGUGAGGAGACUGAUGUGCAGAAUGCUCAUCAAGAUUGUAGGCAAGAGUGAAGGGCGGAGGCUUAUAAAUUAAAUAAGUACACCUAAAGCUGUCCUACUUGAUCUCAUUCCGUAUGUUCCUCAAGUGUCAUGCAUAUCCUACUAUUUUUAGAUUUUAUUUUUCAGAUAAUCAUCCUGGAUUCUAUCACUAGAAUGAGAUGCCCAUAAGGUCCUCUUCGCAAUAUAUAGCGGAGUGUCCUCUGCUGCAGAAAGUCUUCAUGUUGGAUUUCGUUUCUUGUUGUCGCAAUCCUGUUCCGUCAUGUGUUCGUUUGUUUGUCGUAAUACCUCAGUUGUAUGUUUGGACUAAACCUUCAGUGUGUAAAGACGACUUUGUCGUAUUUUGUGUUUUAAUACAAACAAUUUUUUCAUAUUUUGUAAAGGAAAUUGUUUCUGGGACAAGAGCUAGAGGUCCCAAGCAUCUCAAUUCCAUAAAAGGAUA